Saccharomyces kudriavzevii IFO 1802 is the source of this 1851-nucleotide messenger RNA. It is a transcript of the gene NCA2, whose product is annotated as Nca2p. Bases 1 to 1851 code for a protein of 616 amino acids. The transcript has a single exon. Lineage: Eukaryota; Fungi; Ascomycota; Saccharomycetes; Saccharomycetales; Saccharomycetaceae. The record is from RefSeq and is a predicted model, not a curated record. Gene Ontology annotation, cellular component: mitochondrial outer membrane.
AUGAUCACCAAUAGGCGAAUUUUAAAGUCUUUUGAGGAGGUACAGCAUUCAUUAGAGGAAUCACUACGUGAAGUUGCCUUGGAUUCACAUCAACAACUGCUCCGAGAUGUUCGCAAAGAAAAUAAAGAACUGAGUAAACUGCAGGAUCAAUUACAACAGGUCAGAUCCAUUGUCGAAAAAGUUUGCCUUUCGAUCAAGAGUGAUAAGGUCAAUUCCUAUUAUCCAGUACCCUUUGGUUCGCUGUACAAUGUUUGCAAAAACAUUGCAGACCCUUCAUCCUUUGGAGAUGGAGAUCUUAAACGCCUCGUGAGCCAAACCAUAUUCGAAUACAUCAUCCUAUUAUGCUACUAUUCAGUGACUAAUGAAUGCGUCCAAGGUUUGCCAGCCGUAUAUGAAGCUGAACAAUACUUCAAGAGGGUUAGCGAUUCAACAUUAAGGUCAUUUAUUUAUUGUUUCCAAACUUCAGCUUCAAAUAUACGUCUUUUAUCUCAAAAUGUCCAGAAAGAAAUAAAAAAGAGAAGGUCGCUACAUCAAACAUGGUCAUUAAAGGCUCUAUCGUUCGAUUUAUUGAAAAGCAUACGUCCCAGAAUAAACAAGUUUAUGGUAGUGCGAAACUUCAGAUUUGUGGGGCUACCGAAGAAGCCGAUUGAUAUAGCAUCUUUGCUUUCAGAUAUCCCACGCGGUGUGGUUCACGAAAGACUUGAGAUUAUAAAUCAAUCAUCAAAGGAUUACACUAUCAAACUGGGGAAUUUAAUUGCUGAAUUUGACCAACCAUCAGAUGGAAACAACGACCCGUCCGAAUUGAAUUUACAUAAUUACGAAAAGCGUCUAAAAUCCUUGCAGAGUUUCUUCGAGUUAUCAAUGUCUGAUUCAAAUCUAACAGAUAUUGUUAAAUGUUCAGCAAGUUUUCAUAAAGAUCACCCACUGAGGAAAUUUAUUAAGCCAAGCGUGUUGACUAGAUAUUGGCCUUCGAUGUUGCUAUGUCUUUUGUAUGGACCGUCAUCCAUAAUGACUUUAUGGAAUUCUCGGUAUAUUAUUAAGGAUUUCAUUAUGAAUAACGUUGUUGAUUUUGCCAAGGGUUUGAUUUUAAACUGGCUGUGGGCUCCUCUCAAGCAAGUUUGGUCCACUGUGAGACAUGAUGAAGGAAGUGCCAUUUCAGUAACGUCCCAGGAAACUUUAAAUUCUGAUAUGGAUUCUCUUACGAGAAUGAUCGUUAGCUUCGUUGUAGAUAAUAGUGACUCGGCCACUAACCACCCAAUAGACCCUAUUUUAUUAAGCACCAAAGUCGAACACGGUGAUCUGACUGAAUUCAUGGAGAUAUACGAAACACAAUUACACCAUCCAAUAAAAAAUAUAGCUACUGGUGGGCUAGUUAGAUCUUUAUUGAUCCAACUGCAAAAGACAAAAGUUGAUGGCUCUAUGGCGUUGAAUGGUAUUGAUAAGAUGUUAAAAUCCCAACAACUGGUGUUCGGAGUUGUAGCGUUAUCCCCAGCUUUAGUAAUACUAUAUUCCUUUAGUGUGGCAUUGAAAAGAUUUAUCAAGUUGGGCAACGUGUGGUCCAAUGUUAAAUGUUAUAGGGAGCAAAUUGGUAUAAGCCUGAAUAAUGUGGAGAGGAUACUGAACUAUUCUAAUCAAAGUGCCGACUCCGAUGAAAAACACUUAAACCAAGGUCUAUUAGUGAUUGAGGUCUCUAAUUUAUAUAAAUUGGGAAGUUUCUUAAUCCCACAUUCAAGAAGAAAAGAAUGGUUUAGAGACGUGGAAGAAUUGGUAGACACUAAUCUCGACUCCAACGCUCAUAUAAACGUUGUCAACAGAAUAUACCAUGUAUAUGGUAGAUUUUUGCUGCAUUAG